AUGCAGAAUACUGUUGCAAGACAGAAUCGACACGCCAUUGGUUCUUGGUAUCAGAGAGUAUCUACUGGAAUUGCUAGCUGUGUCGCUUCUAUUGGUCACACCAAUGAAGUAGUUACUUUGCGUAUCAGCAAGGCCCGUCUUGCUUUCCAGAGACACAACUAUCCAUGGAGACGGCAGGAUAUCAGCUUGUCAGUGAAAGCUGGCUUUCAUCUUACCCCAAUGUUUUGCUCUGUUCGUGGUCUGCUCCACACCGUCAGCGCUACCAUCGUGCUUCCUUGCCGUUCCUACAAGUCUGUGAUUAGCACUUCUCUGCCACCUAACCCAAGCGGUCGUGAGGCAGGAGCUCUCCGUCUUUUGCUGACACUGGAACGGGUUCAGCUGGAUCUUUCUUCGCUCCAGAAUGCAAUCAGAAAAGAGUUCUUUGCCGAAGUAGACGGAAAUAUCGCCGUUGUUGAUUCUAAUCUGUUGAAAAAGAUUAUGAGAAGAUUCAAACUAUCAAUUGCUGUGGCUGACAAAAGCGCUGGUCCACCUCUGUUUGUGCUCACAUCAGAGUUCGUGAAGCAACCACAGGUUGCAGGAAAAUAUGCUGCGAAUCUCGGCAAGAAUGAGAAAAGCAAAUUGAUUCGCAUUGGCACCAACAUCGACGACCACAUGCUCUCCGUUCGCGUGAAACAAGCUGAGGCACUGAUUCGAAGCGGAUGUGUGGUGUUUAUUGUUCUCAAAUUCGCUAAGAAUAAUUCAGCACGCUUCUCACCCACGACAUUGUGUGACGGGAAAAAGGUGCCUUCCAAAGAGGAUUCUACGAGCGAGCCCCGUACAAUCGACAUUAACAGAUUCAUUUCCGCAUUCGAUGCAAUACCAGGCGCAUCUGUUCGCCGUUUGGAUGCCUCCCAAGGUGCCGAAGUCACUCUUUUACUACGGCCUCUUACAGAACCAAAUUCCAAUGGACGUACGCAGCUGUGAAUUAUUUCUAGAUGUGUUUGUGCACACGUACAACAAGUCAAUCUGUUCUCUUGUUAUGUACAGCUGUGAUAACUUUGAAACACCUUUGUUUUCAUCCUUUUCCUGAUGAUGUCAAAACGGUUGGCGGCGGCCAAACAUAUCGUCUUCCUGCCUUCUGAAUGCGCCCUAUUUCCCUAUCACUGUUGUAUGAU
This is a messenger RNA of Dicrocoelium dendriticum, 1154 nucleotides long. Lineage: Eukaryota; Metazoa; Platyhelminthes; Trematoda; Plagiorchiida; Dicrocoeliidae. The record is from the annotation of a GenBank genome assembly.